Esox lucius (northern pike) is the source of this 532-nucleotide messenger RNA. It is a transcript of the gene rpl14, whose product is annotated as ribosomal protein L14. Gene Ontology annotation, molecular function: RNA binding; structural constituent of ribosome. Bases 85 to 501 code for a protein of 138 amino acids. Gene Ontology annotation, biological process: ribosomal large subunit biogenesis; translation. The record is from RefSeq and is a predicted model, not a curated record. The transcript is spliced from 6 exons. Gene Ontology annotation, cellular component: ribosome; cytosolic large ribosomal subunit. NCBI's taxonomy places the organism in Eukaryota, Metazoa, Chordata, Actinopteri, Esociformes, Esocidae.
AUUUGCGCGUGCGUAUUUGCAGAGCGGAAAGUGUUUUUGCGUGGACAGGAAACUGUUACGUCCUUUCUGAAGCGGACAGCCAUCAUGGUGUUCAAACGCUACGUCGAGAUUGGUCGCGUUGUCUACCUUUCUUUUGGACCCCACGCAGGCAGUUUGGUGGCCAUUGUCGAUGUCAUCGACCAAAACAGAGCCCUGGUAGAUGGUCCUUGCACAGGGGUGAAGAGGCAAGCAAUGCCCUUCAAAUGCAUGCAGCUCACUGACUACGUCAUCAAAGUUCCUCACAGUGCUCGCCAGAAGUUUGUGCGACGUGCCUGGGAGAAGGCCCAAGUCAGUGAGAAGUGGAAGGAAAGCAACUGGGCCAAGAAAAUCGAGGCCAGACAAAAGAGGGCUAACAUGUCCGACUUUGACCGCUACAAGGUGAUGAAGGCCAAGAAGAUGAGGAACAAGAUCAUCAAGCACGAGGUGAAGAAGCUGCAGAAAGAAGCAGCAAAGAAGGCGUGAUCUUUUUAAUAAAUCCUCUGGUUGAAUUGUC